This is a messenger RNA of Telopea speciosissima, 1721 nucleotides long. RefSeq lists its product as uncharacterized. The transcript is spliced from 6 exons. Lineage: Eukaryota; Viridiplantae; Streptophyta; Magnoliopsida; Proteales; Proteaceae. The record is from RefSeq and is a predicted model, not a curated record. Bases 292 to 1392 code for a protein of 366 amino acids.
AUUCGGUAUCCCCUCCUCCCCUCAAGACGCAGAUAUAUACUGCAAAGGUGCAGAGCAAAGCAACAAUGGAAGUUAUCGAACACUUCGAGCGUCAGGCAUGUGGUUGUGGGAGAGAGAAGGCUUGACUUUGGAGAAUUUGAGGAAACCCUAACCUUCCAAGUUUAAACAGAGUAUUCGGGACGAAACUGUAAAUGCAUUGGAUUUAGAAGCGCUUAGACUUCGAAGAACAACAAAAACCAGUAAAGGCCGUUUCUUCUUCUGUAUUGUCUGUGGUUUCUCUCCCGUCCCGUGAUGACGCGUUCUAUGGCGAUGGCUUCUUCCACUUUCUCAUCUAUUUGCUUCACUUAUUCAUAUCUCAUGGAACAUCAUCACUUACUUCUAACCCCCAUGUUCAUUGCCCUCUCCCUUGUCUCUCUUUGCGUGUUCUCCCUUUUUAUGUUUAAAAGAUUGAAGAGAACAGAAGAAGAAGAGGAAGAAGAAGAAGAAGCAACGGCGGCAGCUGAAGUAUCGGCUCAAAACCCUCACUCCAUCAUCACAUACUCUCCACCGAACACCACCGAUAAAGCCCAUCAGACUCAUCCGCUAAUUUUAGAGAUCCUCUCAUCCGAUCCCUCCAAAUGGGACUCUUUCCUUCCUUCUCAUUUGUCCCUCAAUGAUACCGGGAAAAUCGGUGUUAGCCAGCUUUCUGAUGUGCCCAAGCUUGAUAACGAUGGUGGCGAUUCUAUCGCCCAGGAUUUGAUGAAAACUGGGGACCAGAGGGGGAAGAAGAAGAAGAAGAGGGCCAAAAAGAAGCACCAGAAUUCCCCGGCGGACAACGGUGCCGAAGAUGGGCGUCUUCAGAGUAAAAUAUCUAUUGCACAAGACAAGAAUGAUUUGGAUUGUUUAUAUCCCUUCACCUCCUUGUCCAGUGUAACGCAGAGGAAGAUCAAACAGCAGUAUGAUCAACUUGUUAAGGCCCAUGAUUCACAGUCCUUAACACUGGCUCAGGUUUAUCACUUUGCUAAUUGCUUGAUUGAAGCCAGGAACGAGUUACAGCACAAGUCUGAGAUCAUUCAACGGAAAUUUACAAUAACAAAGGCUCUACUAUUCAAGGCCGACAGGUCUUCAUUUGAUCGUCUUUGUCAGCAGGUAUACAAGUUAGAGGCAGAGCAAAAGAGAUUAGAGGAGGAUGCAGUCGUCUAUAAUCGGCUCCAAUUACAGCUUAAGCUCUCACCGGCCUUCAAGAAAAUGCUUGAAAUUAGUUCCCGCAUGGAGUUGAAGGCUGCAGCCGAUCAGCUGGUAGAAAGUAGAGACACAGAAUUUGCUGAUAUCUCAUUUGAGGAGUUGCUAGCACAAGAAAAGAAGGAUGCAUUCUGGCACAGAAAUGGAAAGCUGAGGUCAUGCACAAGUUAGUGGCCCUGUUCAUUUGGCUGACUGAUGCUGCCAUAUACCCUGGUUCUUCUUGUUGAGCAGUAUGUACAUCUGACACUCAAAGAUUUGCACUAAAGAGAAGAUUUUUUAGCUGCAUUCCUCUGUUAGGUCUCCCCCAUACUGGGGAGGAGGGGUAGGACUUACCCGUUCUAUUUUAUUCUUUGUCUACUCAAAGCUAAUCCUCUGUAACUGCCAAGAUUUUUCAUUUCGGAGAAAAGAACAGUUCACUCCAAUAAUCUGAUAACACUUAUCAUUUUGUACAGAAAUCUGACCCCAUUGCUAAUAAUUGAGAACUAAAAUACAUUCUAACA